ACUCAUAUAAACACACAUGACAGCUUCUUCUGCUCUUUUGCCUGGACUUUUACUGUUUCUGCUGAGCUGAUGUCAUCACACUAACCAUGUCUGCGGAGAAGAAGCCCAAAAAGAAGAAGCCAGAGGCAGAUUCUGGGAAGGCCAAUGGAGCUGAGGCAAAACCAAAAAAGAGCAAGGCUAAAAAGAGUGAAGACUUGUCAGGCGUGGAGGAGUUUACACCCUCAAAAAGUCAGUCAGACACAUUACGCAAUCUCACAAACAAACCCACAUGGAAUGGCUGUCUAGAUGGCAAAACUGUAAAGAAAAAGAAACCAGAGAAGGACAAAGAAGAACUAGCAGAAAAGAACACAAAAAAGAAGAUCAAGAGUACUCCAAAAAAGAAGAAAGAUUCAGAUGAUGAGGAUGAUGAGGAUGAUGAAGAGGAGAUUCCACAGAAAAAGACAAAGAAGAAAACUCCCAAAGAGAGCUCCCCUGCCGGCACCAAAGAAAAGAAAUCAAAGGCCAAAGAUAACAAAAGUGAAUCAGAAAGCAAAGGAAAGACAUCUAAACCUAAAAAGGAGCCAGCCUUUAUGUUUCAGAUAAAUGGAGAUAAACCAGACUUUAUCGCAAAAAAGAAAGCUGCUAAGUCGGACAGCGAUGAGAGUGAGCCGGAGACUAAACCCAGCAAGACCAAAAAGAAAUCAACAGCCAACUCAGCCUCCAUGUUUCAAACUGGAGGAGGGAAAGAGAAAGACAAAGAUAAAGACAAGAAAAAAGACAAGAAUAGCAAAGACAAGGAGAAGGAGAAGAAUAGCAAGAAAAAGAGCUCAGCUAAAUCUGAUGAAAGUGAAGAAGAGGAUCCAGAAGUGACCAAAAAGAAAAAAGGCAAAGGAAAGAAAAGUAAAAAGGAGGAGGAGAGGCCUCCAUCCCCAGAGAUUGAGUUUGAUGACCUUGAGGAGUUUGUUCUUCAGCCUGCACCUCAGGGAACCACCAUCAAGUGCAAAGUGACACGAGACAAGCGUGGCAUGGACAGAGGCUUCUAUCCCACCUACUACCUCCAUUUAGACAAUGAGAAGAAGGUCUUUUUAUUGGCUGGCCGAAAAAGAAAAAAGAGUGCAACGUCAAAUUAUUUGAUCUCCAUAGAUGCCACUGACCUGUCACGGGGUGGAGAUAAUUUUAUCGGCAAGUUGAGGUCAAAUCUCAUGGGUACCAAGUUCACUGUAUUUGACAACGGUCUUAACCCUGAACGUGCCCUCAGAGAUAUGUCAAAUGCCCGGCAAGAACUAGCUGCUAUCAUUUAUGAGACGAAUGUGUUGGGGUUCAAAGGGCCUAGGAAAAUGACAGUGAUCAUCCCAGGAAUGGAUGACGACAAUGAGCGAGUACAGAUAUGUCCACGAACAGAAAACGACAGUCUGCUGGUACGCUUCCAGAACAGACAGAUGGACAAUGUGAUUGAACUUCACAACAAAACACCGGUUUGGAAUGAUGACACCGCUUCAUACGUCCUCAACUUCUCAGGUCGGGUCACACAGGCCUCUGUCAAGAACUUUCAGAUCGUCCACAGCAAAGACAAUAGCUACAUUGUGAUGCAGUUUGGAAGGGUAGCUGAUGACAUGUUCACUCUGGACUAUAAUUACCCCAUGUGUGCAGUGCAAGCCUUUGCUAUUGCUCUGUCCAGCUUUGAUGGAAAACUGGCCUGCGAAUGACAACAAAGCACAAAAUUCCACAACCAGCAGUCGAAUCUUUGAAUCAACACACAAGAACAUUAUCAUUGAGAAGAAUGAUGAAGAAAGAUCACUCAUCUGCUGAUGUGGGAAUUUUUUUUUCAUUUUUUCAUUGUGCCUGAAUGUGAUUGGGAGACUCUAGAUUUACCUUGCCUAUCCCUAGAUACAGAACAGUAGCCAGCACGAGAGCUGGGCAUUAUAUAUUUGUUGCAUAUAUUGGGCAUUAUAAAUGUGUGUAUGCAUGUGAUGUAUUUAUUCCGUAUGAAUGCAGGUUACAUUAAAGGUGCACUCAGUAUUUUUUUCUAAUAAAAAAAUACUCCUAAAGUAAAUAAUUGUAAUUUUGAAACAUAAAGUAUGUAUAAAAGCAUGACCACUCACAUAUCAGUAACCUUAUAAAAGCUGUUUAAAUCUACAUGGAGAGGGUCUCCUCACGGGGGCAGCCAUUUUAGAAUCACAUGACCAGCUGAAUACUACUUGCUUAUGGUGCGUUCCAGACAACUCAUAACUCUGAAUUUCCCCACUUCCUACUUGAAAAUAAUGACUGGAACACAGCUCGAAGUUGGACAUCUGACUUGUGAAAAAAUCUACUUCAGCAAGAAGCACCAUUUGACAUCAUUUCCAUGGUGGCGGCGACCGAGCAUAAACCGGAGAUAGGUUUUGUGAAACAUGAAAACAACAUUUUUACUGCACAAAAUGUAUGUACAAUGUACAAAAUGCAAUAUACAAUAAAUAUACUAAAGAAUGUUUAGAAGAAUUGUUUGUUUCAAUCAAUGCCAACAUUUUCAUCUAUUUUGCUCAUUAAAUAGCUACUAGAUAGCCAGCUAGCUAGCAUCUGGAAGGCUGUGUAUUUGACAUGUGUGCAUGUGGCCAUGAUGUGUGAUUGACUGGAACGCACUGAGGUUGGAAGAGGGAAAUUUCAGCUCGGAUGUUCCCACCUUCUACUUCUUCUGGAACGCAGCAUAUAUCUUGGUUACCACCUUGUUAUUGGACACUUUCACUCUUGGAUUAAAUUAAUCAUGGCUGACUGUUAGUAAUGCAUUUCUACAAUGGAAUCUGUAACCGAAAACUAUUGAUUUUGAAUGAUGUUUCAUCCAUGCCACUAGGUGUCACUGUAAGUCCAAGAUGACACAAAUAAAAAUGUUACUGAGUGCACCUUUUAAUGAAUGAAGGACUAUUUUGUGUUGUGCUGACAUUUUUGAUCGUAUGUGUGUAUGGAUUUAUUUUUUGGAUACCAAAAGAACUAAAUGAGCAAUGCAAUUUCUGUUGUUGCCUCAAAUACCUGAUGAGAAAACAUUUAAGAACAUACUGUAUAAGAAUGUGCAUUUAAAAGAUUAAAGAGUAUUAUAGAAUACGUUUAUUGUGUAAUAGCUGAACAUAUUUAGGUAUUUUCAUUUUUAUUAUUUUUCUGAUAUAUUGUGCAUGCCUUUAUGUAUCCUUCUGUAGAAACCUUUCAAACACUGGGCAUGAUUAAAGCUUAUUUUUUUUCUUUCCCAUUUUUGAAGAAUCAUCUGUGAAGACCUGUGAAGGAUUCUGACAUAGAGACAUGUGAGCUACUAUUGGUUGAUGUUGAUAAGUUGGGUUAACCCUAACCCAACAACAAAAAAUGAUAUCAUAGCAUUGCCUUUGUUUUUGCAUAAUGGGUCCAUUCUGAUGAACUGGCAAAGCUGUCCUUAAGGUGGUGCUGUUUCAACAGGGCUUUACGGACUUACUACCCUUGACCGCAGUGUACUCAUUUCCAAGUUACAGCAAAACUUCUUUUCACACCUGUUUCAGUCAGUUGUCCAGUUUGAACUCAACGUCCCAAUGUCCCAUUAAUACUAUUUAAAAAGUGACAAAUAUAUCAGACAUUUUAUUUAUUUAUUUAUUUAUUUUUUUUACAGUAUAUCUGCAUUCUCUGAAGGUUGCAAGUCUGACACUCACAGUUUUUACUCUUUUUGAGUAUAAUGCAGUCCUAAAGCUGCUGUACGCAAUUCUUUGAAUUCCACACAUAAAAUGUCCCUACGAUAGACUUAGCUGAAAUAAAUGUCACACUUGACUCCGUGACCACAACAGACUCUGUAAAAAGCAUUUAAAAAAAAAGUAUUUGAUUGUGGCCAUUGCAUGUUAUCAAUUCAGAAAACUUGGAAGCGGCUCUCGGCCAAUAACAGUAGUUUGGGGCGGGAU
Molecule: messenger RNA, 3866 nt
Organism: Myxocyprinus asiaticus (Chinese sucker)
Lineage: Eukaryota; Metazoa; Chordata; Actinopteri; Cypriniformes; Catostomidae
Gene: tulp1a
Product: TUB like protein 1a
Exons: 13
Coding region: 87-1685 (532 amino acids)
Biological process (GO): protein localization to cilium
Cellular component (GO): cilium
Molecular function (GO): actin filament binding
Source: RefSeq, a predicted model, not a curated record